This is a messenger RNA of Paralichthys olivaceus (Japanese flounder), 3589 nucleotides long. RefSeq names its product transmembrane protein 42. The record is from RefSeq and is a predicted model, not a curated record. Lineage: Eukaryota; Metazoa; Chordata; Actinopteri; Pleuronectiformes; Paralichthyidae.
GGUUGAACAUGUGUUGUGUGAUCGCCACCGGACGGUUGUGGGUAGAAAGUGCAGGACAGCGUGCUCGGUGACACACGGACCCACACACGGACUCACACGCAGCACGAUGCGGGCAGCUCGAUCCGGACCAGCGGCAGAGAUGUGGAGGUUUGUUCGAGAAUAAUGAGCCUCGGCCGCCGCCAUCAUCCUCGUCAUGUUCCCGGGAGUUUUCUAUGCACUGCUGGCGGGUUUCCUCGGGGCCGUGGCGUCGUCCUCGGCCAAACUGUCCCUGGGAGCGGACUACCUGAAGGGAGUGUGUGAAACCGGACUCCGGACGUGGGGAGAGCAGCGGAGAUUCAGACAAGCGGACGAGACCACCACCUGUGACCGGCUCCACAUCCCUCUGAGGCUGCUGUGUGGCGGACUCCUGUUCACCUGUAACGCUGUGAUGUGGACCUUCCUUGCCAAAGCUCUCAGGUACUCCUCCUCCUCCACCCAAACCACUGUGACCACCACGGCCUCCAACUUCAUAUCUUCCGCUUUCCUCGGCCAGCUGAUCUUUGGUGAAGCCCAGAUAACUCUGUGGUGGGUUGGGAUCUCUCUUACCUUCUCUGGUCUGUUGGUACUGCAGAGGGUUUCACCACAGGAGGGGCACCAGAGCGCCGUCGCCAAGAAGGAUGAAUAAUAUGUCUGGUCUCCACUAGUUCGGUUCAGCCUGGCUCCUGCUGGCUGUGGAGCAUGGUGCGUUUCAGUUGGCAACUCCUCCGAUUUUAAAAUCAGUCCGAUUAAGUUUAGAUUUUAAAUAGAUUCUAAAUCUAUGUUUCCUUCAGUUUGUGAAGCCGUGCUCGCUCAGCUGUUCUAAAAUCAGAGGAGGUGCUAUCUGUCCGUGGGCCACGCUGCAGCCUCACUGUGGCUGGUGGAGACAAGCUAACAGACGCCUGCAUCCAGUUUCCCCUGAAUGAUCCUCGUCCAGAGACUUAAAACAAAGCAAAAAUUACAUUAGCUUUAUUUUAUGUUUUGGAAACUAUUUAGUCAACAACAGAACUCAUGGGCUAAGACAGCAGAUGUGAAGGAAGGGGAAUGACUAAAAGGAAUUAUUCUACAUUUUGGUAAAUACUUUCAUUUGUCUUCUUGCUGAGAAUAGAGAGGGUUUGUUAUUUGAGAAAUGCCCGUGAUUAAAAACAUUCUGCAUCCAAACCUUUAACCGGAUCCACUCUGGAGCCUGGGAGUCUCUCCUGGUCUUUGCCUCAUCCUUCCACCAGGUUUGGUGCAAAUCACUUCAGUUCUUUUUGCGUCACCCUGUUGACAAAUAAGGAAAAGCACCUUAAUCCUGCCGCUCUGGGCUGUGGUCUCAUAUUUAGUAAUUACACAUGAGACUGGUACUGAUACUUAACUCUCAGCAGGAAAAAUAAUUAGUAUUUCAGGGAGGAAGUAAAAACAUAAUUUGAAAAUAAUUUGAGGACUCAUAUUGACAGAGGGCAUGUUACCAUCUAUCAAACUGUGCAUUAUAUACUGCAGCUGUCACAUCACAGAAGCUUUCCUAACGUACAUUUCCUUAAGUUACUAAGACACUCACUGUAAACAUCCUACACUCACAUUCCAUUGUCUGCAUGCUCAAAGCGUUCUUAUAUACACGAAGCUAACGAGGUGUAUUUCCACAAGUAAUAAUCCCACUAAUGUAGCGCUGAAAGGCUCGUCCCUGGUGUGACGGUUUCACCCAGCACCAGGGUCUUUCUUUUACUUUUACUUUGGCAGCUUGAAUAUUAACCUCAAGAUAUGAGCAUGACACGUGUUUUGAUCCAGAAGCGGCUCGUCUAUUAUUUCAUGACGGACGAGUGCAUGCUUCUACGCGAGGCUUGCACUCGUGACAAAUCACACCAAAGCAACCUGCGGCGUCAUUUUCACGUCGGAGGGACGUCCUUUGUGAACUGCACCGUUUUAUUUAUCUCGUGACUCAGGAGGCCAAACUGUCUCUCAAGCGUCAGAGACAUCACACUGGACUAUUUGGCUGCUUAAGAUUUGUAUAUCCUGCAUUUGCAAUCUCGUAUUAUUCUGUUGCACGUUGGAAAUACCAAUCCAUAGCUCGUCAUCUUUGUGGGUUUAUUAGGAUCCUUGAUUCCCUCUUCAUCCCUAGAGUUUUCUGCAAGAGUGCAAUAACAUCCUUUCUUUUAAAUCUCAUGACACUGUGACGUGUGUAAGUGAAGAAGCUUUGAGCAUUAAUAAUAGAACAUGGAAAAUGGCAAUACAAGCUACAAGACGGAUGUUUGUGUUCGCAUGACAUCUGAGGCUGCCUCAUUGAAUGACGUUUUGAAAAUCACACUUUGCUGUUGAUUGGAUACAUAUCAUAAUAUAACUGCAUAAUGGUAGCUAUCGUACCUGGCUGUAAUAUCCCACAGCAGCGUCGCACAAACAUUUAUAUCCCACGUCCUUCCAACUGCUGCUGUGUAGGAAUUGUAUCAUGAGAUUUACAUGCAUCCCUAUUAAUGUGACUGCAGUGACAAUGUGACUAUAUCUCAUACUAAGGAUCAGCUGAGUGGUGUUUGUAGCAGGGCUGUUUACUCACCAUGCAGGAUUUUUCAGCCGUCCUUUGUGCCUCCAUGUUUCGGGAUCCUGGGGGUGUUGAGUUACUUAAAGAGUUGUCAGACAAAUUGGGAAAUUCUGCUUAUUUGCUUUUUUUGAGUUUGAUAAGAAUAUUGAUACCACUCUUGUGUCUGUAGCUGGAGCCAGACCUCAAUUAGCCUAGCUCAGCAUAAAGACUAGAAACAGAGGGAACAGGUAGCCUAGUCUGUGCAAAGAUAACAAAACCUUGCAAGGGGCAUCAUUAGAAGCUCUAGUGUGUAAGAUUCACGGGGAAAGGGAUCGAUUGGCAGAAAUUAAAUAUAAAAUAAUCCUUGCGAUGUCUUCACAAGAGUUUAAUCAUCUAAAUUGUGGCAAUAAAAACGAAUACAAGCACAUUUUCCCAAAAUGUCCAACAACUCUGUUAACAUACGGUACCUUUAAUCUGUAAUUUAUGCUUUUAUUUUGAAAAUGCUAUGGUGCCUGGCUUUUUCUUUACCCAAACGGCAUGACAUGAUGUGACCUGAGGGGAACCAUCGACCUGUGAACCCACUCUGUGUAUUAUAACCAAUCAGAGCUUUGCAGUAGCCACAUUUAAAGCCCUGUGACAGAGGCAUGGCCCUGAGUGAGAUGUAUUUAUGUCCAUGUGCACAUAGACUGUCGAUGAUCGUACGGAGAUUAUAAAAGUGUACUGACAAGUUCAUGUGCUGCACUGCAAGAAAACAAGUAAAUGCAUCAGAAACCUCGAAUCAAUUAAGAUUUGAAGUAUAUGAAGUCGUUCUGUUGACAGCAGAGUUCAGUCCUGAUGUUUAGAAUUUAAAGUGAAGCUCUUCUUUGGUGGUUCUCUCCAUAUGAACAUACAUAAGAGGGAGAGACUGAUUGCUCUGAUGUAAACCUGACAAUGGGUUUUACAGAUGUUUGUAAAAGUGUAAAUAUAUUCUGUUGACACUUAAUGGAUGAUGCUUGAAUUGUCGUCUCCGGCCGAGAGAGGAAACACUGUUAAAUUAUUAAAUAAACAUCUUAUCAUACAAACAAGUUUCCUGUUUCCGUCACU